Molecule: messenger RNA, 2095 nt
Organism: Arabidopsis thaliana (thale cress)
Lineage: Eukaryota; Viridiplantae; Streptophyta; Magnoliopsida; Brassicales; Brassicaceae
Product: WW domain-containing protein
Exons: 11
Coding region: 136-1284 (382 amino acids)
Source: RefSeq, marked reviewed
CUCGGAUUCCGAUUCUCUCUGUGACUCACAUCGACAUCGUACUGGUUUGUUGAUUUUGAUUGGUAAUCGGAAGUAAAUUACGACGUUGAAGCUCCCUCAGUCUAAAGGAUUCGGAGGUUGACGCUGAACUAAAUAAUGGGAGAAGAGCUGCAAUAUCAGCAGAAUGGUUCAUCUGUGACAUCUAAUUAUGGUUAUGGAAGUUCGCUUGCUUACGAUCAAUCUCAAGACAUUGAAUCUGCCGCAAACACUGCUCUUCUCCGAGAACAAGAAAUAGAAACGCAGAAGAUUAUACAAGGUCAAAGAGAAGCUGGGACUUCAGUAGCCGGAGACUCUAAGCAUAACACUGAUAUUCUUCGAGAUCGUGCUGACCCCAAUGCUCUAAAGGAACAUUUGCUAAAGUUCACUGCAAAUCAUAGAGCAGAAGCAGCGGCAAAGCGUGGUGGGAGUGUGAGUACAUGCGGAGAAGGUAAUGUGGAUGUUGGAAACGGUUAUGGUAUACCGGGUGGAGUUGCAUACGCGGGUCACUCCGAGCUCAGUGGGAAGCCUGAACCUACCAAUGCUUCAAACAAUUUGCCUGAAUAUCUCAAACAAAAAUUAAAGGCCAGGGGAAUUCUCAGAGAUGGUGCAGGGGCUGUUACAUCCAACCCAGAAGAUACAUCAGCGGUUAGUUGGAAUAGACAGGCAACUUUACCUUUUCAGGCUAAUGCAAGCACCUUACCAUUAGGAUGGGUAGAUGCAAAAGAUCCUGCCAGUGGUGCUACCUAUUACUAUAACCAGCACACUGGAACAUGCCAGUGGGAAAGGCCUGUUGAGCUUUCUUAUGCCACUUCAAGUGCACCACCUGUACUUUCUAAAGAAGAGUGGAUUGAAACAUUUGAUGAAGCAUCUGGCCAUAAGUAUUUCUACAAUACAAGGACACAUGUGUCUCAGUGGGAACCUCCAGCUUCUUUACAGAAGCCCGCUGCCACAAACUCUAACAACGCUGUUACCCAAAGUACGGCUAAUGGGAAGGGGGAGCAUCCUCCAUCUCAGCUGCCAAGAUGCAGCGGAUGUGGGGGCUGGGGAGUGGGCCUUGUCCAGAGAUGGGGUUAUUGUGUUCAUUGUACCAGGGUUUUCAAUCUCCCAGAAAAGCAAUUCUUGCCAGCACAUUUAAACCAUUUCACAAAUGCAGGCGAUUCUGGCCAAAAGGAUCCGAAUCAGAGGUACGCAUCUCUCAAAAUCUUAGAUUUAGAAAAAAUAUUCUUCUAUGCCCGUCAUCUUUCUAAAAUACAUAGUGUUCCAUAAGAGAGCUAUUGGUGGACUCUGGUCAUCUUCUUAACAUCUGUUACCAGAUAUUUAGACAACCCAUUUGGAUACAAAUGUUGCCCCUCUUUUCGGAGGGACAUAAUUUCUGUUAAAAAGCAUUCCAUUUAUCAGCAGUAAAAUGAAGAUGGAACACAUUACAUGUAGUAGUGAACCAGGAGGUUCCCAUUGACUAUGUUUACAUUGUACUUACUCUUGUGGUAUAUUCUUUACACAUGAUGGAAAAAUGAAAAUGGUUGAAACAGGUCCAGUUCAAAACCUCCCAUGAAAAAAGUAAUAGGCAAAAAGCGUGCUCAUGCCGAAGAUGAUGAGUUGGAUCCAAUGGACCCGAGCUCUUACUCAGAUGCUCCACGGGGAGGCUGGGUUGUUGGACUGAAAGGAGUACAACCGCGAGCCGCUGAUACAACUGCUUCGGGUCCUCUGUUUCAACAACGACCAUAUCCAUCACCUGGAGCUGUUCUGAGGAGAAACGCAGAGGUGGCAUCAUCACAGAAGAAGAAACCAAACUCUCAGUUCACAGAAAUUACAAAGAGAGGCGAUGGAAGUGAUGGUCUUGGAGACGCAGAUUGAGUGAGAGCUUCCCUCAUCUUAUAAGUUGGUUACCGUGUCUUCUUGUGCUUUGUCUGUUGCUUUCUCCAUAUAUGAGAUCAAGGAGAGUAGUUUGUUUACUUUUUAGUGAAUACAAACAAACCAUACUUCUUCAUGUGAAUUUUUUUUAACACCAGAUUCAAAGUAUGUAUACAUAUAAUUACUCAGUAGCAAGCAACGGUCUUCAACAAUCUCCAAAACCAGG